This is a messenger RNA of Linum trigynum, 4386 nucleotides long. The record is from the annotation of a GenBank genome assembly. Lineage: Eukaryota; Viridiplantae; Streptophyta; Magnoliopsida; Malpighiales; Linaceae.
UAACGUCAAUCACAUAACUACACUUUAUCACAUUUAUCAUUUCAUAUUAGCUCCUUGUAUUUUCAUACAUAAUCAUCCAUCACACAUACUUCAAUUAUAUUCAUAUCAUUACGCCCAUAAGCGUCAUUACUUUAUCAUAUCCAUGUCUUUACGUCCUUAAUCUUUACAAUUUACCACAUCUAGGGGUGGGCAACGGGAUGGGACGGGAUACCUGUCCCGUUUGAAAUGGGUACUCAAUCCUAUUUGGAGAGCAAUCUCCAUCCCAUAUCCCAAACCUGUACGGGUUAACGGGUACUUAUUACCCGUACGGGACGGAUAAUGGGUACCCAUAUUACCUGUAAAUACCCGUCCAAUUGGUGGGACAAAAUUAAAACUACAAUCAAGCAUGAAAUUUUACAUUAUUGAACUCGGACAUGUAAAUUGAUUCAUUAGAUUGAAAAACUUCUUACCUUCACAACACACACCCCUCCAGAAACAAAGGAAUCAAUCAGCUAUCUUAAACCCCUAGACAAGUAAGAUUCAUUUCUUUGAAUAUGUAGCACUAAUAAUGAUAAGCCAUUUUGUAAAAGUGCACCUCACCGGCUCACCCGUUUCACAACUGCUUCCCAGUAACCUCAAAUAAGGAAUUCCACCAAGCUAAACAUUCAUCAAGACUAACACACUUAAGCUUAAUUACCUGAGAUGGAGUUCAGUAGAGUGCUUACAAUGGGCUGUGAUGGGAUCAGUCAAUUUGGCGGUAGAAAGUUUCAAGCUCUCAGAGUAAAUGGGUUUUGGGCAUUGGACUAAUGAGUAUAACGUGUAACCCGUGGGUACCCGUAAUACCUAAUGGGUAACCUGUGGGUACCCAAAGUAGUCAUUCUUGAUCCCAAGUCUCAUCCCGUAAAAAAAUUAUGGGUAUUUGGGUACCCGUAACACUCAAAAAACGGGCCGCGUACGAGUAUUCCCAAAUACCCGUUUCCCGUUGCCUACCCCUAACCACAUCAACAUCAUACAUUAACAUAAAGGGUUAAUUGCAUGGUUGGUCAAUGAGAUUACAAAAAACGUUCAUGUUUGGUCACUGAAAAUAUUUAAAUCCAUUAGUGGUCACUCAAAUUAGUUAAGUGGUUCAAGUUUGGUCACUCUCCGUUAUCUUUCGUCAGUUUUCAUUAACACCGCAGUUAUUUGCUGACGUGGCUAACUGACUCACCUAGUCACUUAUUUUUGACAAAAAUAAAAUAAAAUCUAAUCCCGCCACAUCAUAAAAAAAAACCUGCCACAUCAUAAAAACCUAACCAAUGUGACCCGACCCAUUAACCCAUGACCUAACCUACCCCAAAUUAAAACUCAAGAUUGUCUAAUUUCCAAAAUCCCUCGAUGGAGAAGAGAACUGGAAGAAACAUCAUUCUUCCCUCAUCGUCGAUCCCACUCCCUCUACAAUCUCACUGACCAACGACGGCGCGCUAGCUUCAACUCCCUCCUUGUUGCCGCCUUCGCUCUUACGGAAGAUGACAAGUUGAGGAGAAGCAGAUCUGUCAUUCCCUGGGGAUAGUGUUUUUUUCCAUUCAGAUAAAAUAGAAGAAGCCGAGGGAUUGAUGGGCAGGGGGCGAAUCUUCCGGAACGAUUAGGGUGAAUCGGGAUGAAAUUGCGAAGGGGAAUAGCUAGGUAAUUCAGUGGAGAAGGAGAAGGAGCACUGGACGGAGGGACGCGAGUUUGGCCGCCUUGGUAACGAAGCGUGACGUCCGGAUAGCAAGGACGAGCUUGCCGCUGUAACUAUUGGGGAUCUCGGUGGAGACUAACGGGAUGGGUGUUUUGAUUGGAGAGGGUCGGGGAGAGUUUGGAUCAAAAGGAGAAGGGUGCUCUUUUGUUGGGCGUUUGGGACGGGAGGGAUUCAGUCCGCCUGCUUUUCUUCUAUCUAAUGCCGAUGUGGGAUUCAUGAGCUUAGAAGAGAAAGAGCUAUAACGAAUUGGUUGGAGGAAAAAUCAAGAGGAAGAAGUUGAUUUCUUCUUCCCAAACCCAACGCUUUCGUCUUUUGACAAUUAUUGGCAAUCUCUGGAUUGUGCGACUGCUUCUUCCUCUUUGUGGCUGGGUUGGAGAACAUUACAGGAGGGAGAAAGCAAGAGUAGGAUCUGCUCCAUUGAUGGUAUUGUUUUGUGGGAGAGAUGGUUGGGCCACCCUCAUCGAGCAUAUCUACUCCGACCAUGUUCUGGAUUUAUGGCAGCCGGCAAAGAUGGUUGGGUCUACGUCGAGUGGAUUUGCUCCUCGCAUUGAUGAACCCAUGCAUUUCGAGUUGGAGGUCGUUGUCCGGCGGGUUGGAGUUCUUGGGCUUGUUAUCGAUGGUGCUGCCAGAGUAGCAAUCGGAGGAAGAUCGGUGACGAUGGUUUUGGAAGAAAAAGGAUUGAGAAAACAUAAAGGUCUCUGGGAGUUGAGCGACUGAGUGAAGGGGAGUUUCAGUGUUUUUAGAAUUAUUUUAAUUUUGAUUUGUGUAGGUCGGGUUAUUGGGUUGGGAUUAUAUGACGUGGAGGGUUUUUAUGAUGUGGCAGGUUAUAUUUUAACUUUUUUUAGUAAAAUUGGAUGAUUGUAUAUUUCUGUUAGCCACGUCAGCAAUUAACUGACGGUGUUAACGAAGACUAACGGAAGCUAACGGAGAGUGACCAUACUUGAACCAUUAAACUAAUUAGAGUGACCACAAACGGAUUUAAAUAUUUCCAGUGACCAAACAUGAACGCUUUUUGUAAUCUCAGUGACCAACCAUGCAAUUAACCCUUAACAUAAACACAUGAUCAAUCACUUUGGCCAUUCAAGUGGCCAUUCACAUUUGUCAUACAAUCAUCAUCACAUUCACCACAUAAUUAUCAUAUCAUAGCCCUUCAAUUCAUAUCACAUCAAUACUCAUUCAUUCGAUAUUCAUGCUUCCUACUCGGGUCGCUUCAUGACCCAAAUAACUCAAUAUUAUUAUAUGUACUUGGGUCGCUUCAUGACCUAAAUACCGAGUUUGCGUUGAUGUAAAUUUAGGGUUAGAAUCUACUCACCCUUGUGGUCGCUAAUCCACUAGUCCUUUUUCCUUUGAGGACUCCCCAGCUUGCUCUUUCCUUUUAAUCAACCAUAUCACUCACAUUUAAUCAUCUAAAGCAAGCAUGUAGCCAUAAAAUUGCAUAUAAGGGCCAAGGUGGGCGAGUAGUGGGUCAAAACAUGCAUUUCCCCGCCCUUAGGACAAUCCCCUAUCACCCCUUAUUAAUUCCCGGUCGGGGGUUUGUCUUCCCUGGUUGGGGGUCCCUCUAGAGCCAUUCUCCGAUAACACCCCCCCCCCCCCACCCCAAAAUGAUCCCCUCUCGGGGAUCUCAAACGGUGCCAUUAUCCUGUUCACUAUUUCGAUCAUAUCUCCCUACAUUUGUAUACUUGUUUUCUAUGCUUCUACAUUUAUUACAACUUCAGCAUUACAUGAUCAUUAUUUGACAACGCUGCGUAAAACUUUCGCAUAUUUAAGUUGUGUUCGAAUUGAAAUUUGAUUUCAGAACGAGGGUUCAACUAGAUAUAUUAAGUCAUACAAUUGCAAUAACUCAAUGCACUUUGACAAUUUUUUAAACUUUAGUACUUCUACCAAAAAACCUUUUAUAAGUACAUAUAUAAAUAUGAGGUACAAACAAAUUGUCUAAAAAUUGCAGACAAUGUUUGAAAUUAGUGUGAUAAAUAAAGUGUAAGUUGUAACGAGUAAAGAGUAAGUAGCACAAUGCGUUGAUCCGAACAACCCGCAAUCCGAUAUGUUCGUAACCCGCCUGACCAGAAACCCGAUCAACCCGUAACCGGAUGGACCCGCAACACGAUGAACCCACAACCCGACUGAUCCAUAAAAGGAUGAACUCGUAAACAGACUAACCACAAUCUGAUUGAACCCGACCAACUCACAACCUGAUGAACCCGAAAACUAACUGACCCAUAACCAGGGGCGGAUACAUGGGCCUCUAGGGGUGUCCCGGGACACCCCUAAAAUUUGGGGAAACGAUUAUCCAACUUUCGGUAGCAAUUUCGUAUGAGUAUACAAAAUAUAAUUGGUAAUCCGGGACACCCUAACAUUUGAAAAAAUUAUUAUCCUACCCUCGAUAAUAGUUUGCUUAUGAUUAACAAAAUAUAAGUGGUAGUUUGUGUUAUUCCAACCUAGGACACUACUAUUAUCAAACAUAUUCUAAUUAUGUUGCUACUCAUUUGUUAUUCUAUUUUAAACAUCAUGCAAUAGUAAAAUGCUAUUUCUUUAUCCCCAACUAUUUUCAAUACCUAAUAAUUAAACUACGUACAUGCUACCCUUAAUUUUGAAUUGAUUUUAUGGUUACACGGCAAGUGUUGAAAGAGUCUUUUCUACUUUGAGCUACAUUAAGAACAAGGUUAGAAAUCGAAUAAGUGAUAAGUUCGUGA